Messenger RNA from Aspergillus ibericus CBS 121593, 1611 nucleotides. RefSeq names its product MmgE/PrpD family protein. Gene Ontology annotation, molecular function: lyase activity. Bases 40 to 1491 code for a protein of 483 amino acids. The transcript has 2 exons. Lineage: Eukaryota; Fungi; Ascomycota; Eurotiomycetes; Eurotiales; Aspergillaceae. The record is from RefSeq and is a predicted model, not a curated record.
CCUACAUCCACUUCUCAGCUUCCACCUCAACUCAUCACCAUGACCGUCAACCACACCACCGAAGACCCCCUCCCCGUGACCGAAUUCCUCAGCAAGUGGAUCGCAUCUCUUGACCUCGACUCGAUCCCACUGUUCGUCCGCGAACGCGCCAAACACCUCAUCCUCGAUGGUAUCGGCUGCGGGUUAGUCGGCGCGCGCGCCCCUUGGUCCCGCACCGCCACGCAAAGCAUCCAUGAAUACGAGCCCAGCGGAUACUGUCGCAUCAUCGGGGAGAAGCAGAAACACGGCCCGUUGGCCGCCGCCCUCGCCAACGGUGCCUUCAUCCAAGCCAUGGAACUCGACGACUACCACAGCCAAGCCCCGCUGCACUCCGCCAGCAUCGUGCUUCCGGCGUUAUUCGCCGCCGUGGAAGCCCAGAAACAUCGCAGUGGAUAUGACCCUGUCGCUGUAUCAGGGGCGACGUUCCUCCUCGCUGCGAUCGCAGGGUUUGAGACGGGUCCGCGUGUCGGGAAGGCCAUGUACGGGUCUGAUUUGCUGUCCCGGGGCUGGCACUCCGGCCCGGUGUUUGGCUCGCCGGCGAGUGCAGCGGCCACGGGGAAACUCUUUGGUCUGGAUGCGACGGGGAUUGAGUCCGCGAUGGGGAUUGCGUGUACGCAAGCCGGGGGGUUAAUGUCGGCGCAGUAUGAAGGGAUGGUGAAGCGGAUGCAGCAUGCGUUUGCGGCGCGGAAUGGAUUGCAGGCGGGGUUGUUGGCCCGGUCGGGGUAUCUGGGAAUGAAGAAGGUGUUGGAGCGGCCGUAUGGUGGAUUCUUGGCCAUGUUUAGUGCCGGGAAUGAGCGGACGCCCGGCUACCAGGUGGAGGAGGUGGUAAAGGGGUUGGGGAAGGAGUGGGAGACGGAGGUGAUUCGGUUCAAAUUAUAUGCGUGCGUCGGGGGCUGUCAUGGGCAGAUUGAGGUGUUGCAGCGGAUGCAGGAGCAGUAUCCGGAGCGGUUUGCGAGGGAGAAGUUAGGGGAGGUGGAAUCGAUUACGGUGUAUUUGUCGGCGCCGAUUUAUGCGCAUGAUGGGUGGCCGCCACAGCGGCCGAUUACGGCCACCGGGGCGCAGAUGAGUGCGGCGUAUAUUGGGGCGGUGCAGUUGGUGGAUCGGCAGGUAUUGCCGGCGCAGUUCGAGGAGGGAGCGUUAGAUCGGGAGGAGGUGUGGGCGUUGGCGCGGAAGACGACGUGUCUGCAUAGUGCGGAGUUUGAUCAGCCGGAUCAUAUUUGUGGGGCGCGGGUGGUGGUGCGGUUUGCCGAUGGGUGGGAGGUGGAGGAGGCGACGCCGUUUCCGAAGGGGUAUGAUCCGCCGUUGGACAAUGCGGAUAUUCGGGACAAGUUUCGGCGGUUGGCGGGGUCGGUGGUGGAUGUGAAGACGGUGGCGGCGAUUGAGCAGAAGGUGUUGCAGUUGGAGGGGGUGGAGGAUGUGGAGGAGUUGUUGAGCUUGCUAGGGGGUGCUUAGGCAACAUGGUUCAGAGUGAGUUUAUCGGGGAGCUGAUCAGGAGAGAUGCAUGGUAAUUCUGGAAAUCUCUUGUUUGCCUGCCAGUAGCCAAGUUGGAGACUACUAUUUACUCUGUUCCUG